Prorocentrum cordatum is the source of this 1354-nucleotide messenger RNA. NCBI's taxonomy places the organism in Eukaryota, Dinophyceae, Prorocentrales, Prorocentraceae. The record is from the annotation of a GenBank genome assembly.
AGGAGGUCGUGAGCAUGCGGGUAAACACCAAGGAGUGUGUCCUUGCCCGUUUCUCGACCGUCCUUAUGGCAAGGCUUGUGUUCUUUUGCGUUUUGUUAUUGCUUGGCACGGGGUGUCGCCUCGCACGGUGAGGGUUCCAAGUGGCCCGACGCAUCCGAAUGUGUGUCCGAGCCGCCGUACUCGACGGUGUUGCCCGUGUAGCGUCGCCUUUCGCCGCGAGCUGCACCCAAGCCCGCUAGGGACCGCCAGCCGCGUGCAUGGACGGGGCAGCUUGGCAGCCGGCGGCCGCUCUAUGAGCCGCAGGCUGGCGGCUCGGCAUUCGCAGCCGGACCAACGCCUCAACGGAAGACCACAAGCCUUCGGCCCUCGAACCGCGUGCAGAUCUUCGUUGUUGCUCUACAUCGGCCCCGUUGCGUGCCCGACCUCCGGGCACGGUGCGGCAGAGCGGGGCGAGGCUGGUCCCGGCUGUGCCGCCGCAGGCAACGUCAUUGAGGACAUGUUCACGGUCAAUUGCCCAUGGCCAUGGAAGACCAACGUCGACGGUCCCUGGCUGCCUGGUUGGAGCUCGAAGACGGGGAAGCGGCGCCUGAACUUGUACACCUGCAACAUGACAAUGUUCUACCAGCCCGAGCGGCUGGGAGUUAUGCGCGAGAUCGGUUUUGGUCAGGAGUUCGACAACAUGGUGCUCGAGACCUGGCAGGACCCAGACAUGCAGUCGAGGACCGGGUACGACUACACGCGGGCCCUGCAGUUCCAGUGUGUCAGCGUGGACGACAAGGUGACGUUCACGGGCAUCAAUUUCCUUUCACGCGAGCCCAUCGUCUCUCAGCCGAUGCUGCAGGAGAUGUUCGUCAGGGCGCGGGCUCUCGGCCUGGAGCCGUACGGCUCCAACGACAUGCACAUCGUCAACCACGAGGACUGCGAUUAUCCGAUCAGCACCGACAGGGGAUGGAUGGGCGACCGCCCCGAGUGGCCGUGCCCCGUGGUCUUCACCGGGGACGCCGGCGCCGAGCUGUAAGCGCGCGCGCCCGGUGCGCCGGGCUCCUGCCCCUCGACGGGCCGGCGCGUGGCCGCGGGCGGAGUUGGGCAAGGGUUAGCCUUCUGCUGAUGGUGGUGGCGGUGAGGCAGUGGGCGGGCGUGUCGGCGCGGGGGUGGCACCGCCGCCCCGCCGCCGCGCGUCGCGCGACGUUUCUUUUUUGUGUGUUUUGUUUUUAUCAGCGGGCCCGCCGCGUGGCGGGCGCCCUGCGCGCAGAGCCCGCGCGGAGCCCGCGCGGCGGCCCGACGGUUUCAGGUUCCCCUCCGCGCGGCGGCAGUUUCAGAGGGCGCCGCGCGGGUCCUCGUCCUCGCGCUCGUG